AUGUCCAAGCCAGAUCACCUCCAGAGAACUACAGCGGACCCGCGAGACAAGUCGCUCCACACCGUCAUCCUCCAACACAUCCAGGACGUCAACGACACAACGCGCAUCUUUCGUCUAGGAAUUCCACGCGAUUCUCCUCCUAUCCGCUUUCUACCCGGUCAAUGGCUCGAUGUGUAUAUCCCAGGCGUCGAGACUGCCGGCGGAUUCACCAUCACUUCGACACCACAGCAGGCGCGCCUAGCGCACCCUCCAGUCGGUGAAGGCGAAGAUUCUGCCGGCGAGAAAAAGGCGCCGCCGAAGAGAGAAGAAGGUCCAUUCCUCGAGCUAGCGGUUCAGAAAUCGCCGGAGAACCCGCCGGCCGCCUGGCUGUAUGGAAGUUCCAGUGCUAUCAUCGGCCAAGAGCUCCGCGUGCGCGUCGGCGGUGGCUUCGUGUGGCCACCACCAGGCAUCAACGUGCGCUCGUUGCGGCGCGUCGUCUUCGUCGCCGGCGGCGUCGGAGUGAACCCUCUCGUCUCGAUGCUCUCUUCCCUUGCUUCUUCUUCUUCUUCUUCGGCCGCCGCACCCGCCCUGGAAGUGCGGUUUCUGUACUCGGCGAAAGACCCCGGCGUGUCCGAGGGGAGCGCAGGUAGAAAUGCCCGAAACAUACUCUUCCUCGAGAGGAUAGCGCAAGUCUUCCACGAGGGACGCGUCAAAGGGGAACUGGAGGUCUUUUUGACGGGCGGGGACACCGAAGAAGACGCCGACACGGAUGGUGAGAAGGGGGACAAGGACAGAAUUACAGUUGCUGGGAGGGACAAUGAGACUAAGGAUGGGAAUAAUGAUCAGGGUAAUUUUACGAUUGCCUUCCACCAACGCAGGUGUACCGUUGACGCCGACGUUGCCAAGGCCGUGGGCAAUCCACGAUUCGCCGUUGUGUACGUUUGUGGCGUUCCGACCAUGACGGAUGACUUCGUUGCCAAGCUCACGGGUGGUGAGGCUGAGGGCGGUCUGAGUAUAGAGCCUCAUCGUGUCUUGUGUGAGAAGUGGUGGUAG
Messenger RNA from Xylaria bambusicola, 1032 nucleotides. RefSeq lists its product as uncharacterized. The transcript is spliced from 3 exons. The record is from RefSeq and is a predicted model, not a curated record. NCBI's taxonomy places the organism in Eukaryota, Fungi, Ascomycota, Sordariomycetes, Xylariales, Xylariaceae. The coding region runs from base 1 to 1032 and encodes 343 amino acids. Gene Ontology annotation, molecular function: oxidoreductase activity. Gene Ontology annotation, cellular component: mitochondrion.